Microsporum canis CBS 113480 is the source of this 484-nucleotide messenger RNA. RefSeq names its product 60S ribosomal protein L23. Gene Ontology annotation, molecular function: large ribosomal subunit rRNA binding; structural constituent of ribosome. NCBI's taxonomy places the organism in Eukaryota, Fungi, Ascomycota, Eurotiomycetes, Onygenales, Arthrodermataceae. Gene Ontology annotation, biological process: translation. The transcript has 5 exons. The record is from RefSeq and is a predicted model, not a curated record. Bases 62 to 484 code for a protein of 140 amino acids. Gene Ontology annotation, cellular component: ribosome; cytosolic large ribosomal subunit.
UCGGAUUCCACGACCAGCCUUUUUUUACGUCCUUCCCCCGCGUCGGUAGAAAUCUGUUAUCAUGUCGAAGAGAGGUCGUGGCGGUGCCGCCGGUAACAAGCUGAAGAUGACCCUUGGUCUUCCAGUUGGUGCAGUUAUGAACUGCUGUGACAACUCCGGUGCCCGAAAUCUCUACAUCAUCUCCGUCAAAGCUACCGGUGCCCGCCUGAACCGUCUUCCUGCUGCCGGUGUUGGUGACAUGGUUAUGGCCACCGUCAAGAAGGGAAAGCCAGAAUUGAGGAAGAAGGUCAUGCCCGCUGUUGUUGUCCGACAAAGCAAGCCAUGGAAGCGACCUGACGGCAUUUUCCUCUACUUCGAGGACAACGCUGGUGUCAUUGUCAACGCCAAAGGUGAAAUGAAGGGAUCCGCCAUCACAGGACCAGUUGGAAAGGAGGCCGCAGAGCUAUGGCCUCGUAUUGCCAGUAACUCCGGUGUUGUGAUGUAA